UAGCCCGCGCCCCUCUUGUAGCCGACUGAAAUGUCGUGCCUAACAGAACACUGUAAAAAGCCUGAUCACUCGCUGCUCAUAUAUGCCUCAGAAACAGAACAUGCUUUGCUCUCUCCUUCCUUCCCUUCCAACAUUCUCUCUCCAUAAAUCUCAUUCUCCCCUCAUUCUCUUCUCUCACCAACUUCCUCUCAAUUUUAAUCCUCAAAGAACAGGAGAAAUUUUAUAUCAUUAGAAAAUGCCAGCGGACUCCGGUGAAGGCAACAACAACAACAACGGCAAUGCCACCAUCAGCACCACCGCUGGCAGGAGAGUAGCGAAGAACGCUGCAGUUCCACUUCCGCCAGAACAAGAGCAACUCCCAUGUCCACGCUGUGACUCUACUAACACUAAGUUCUGUUACUACAACAACUACAACUUCUCUCAGCCGCGUCACUUCUGUAAGGCUUGCCGUCGCUACUGGACUCAAGGUGGGACUCUACGAGACAUCCCUGUUGGGGGUGGCACUCGCAAGAACGCCAAGCGCUCUCGCACCACCGCCAACGCUGUUUCUUCCAUCAUCACAGCCAAUGAUUACUCUUUGAGUUCUACUCCGAUUUUUUUGCCCUUCGGGGGAAAUUCUCCGCAGUUUUGUGGGGGUGAUGUCAAGGGUUCUGCUGGGAGUUUUACUUCUUUGUUGAACACACAAGCACCCGGGUUUCUGGCUUUGGGUGGGUUUGGUCUCGGGUUGGGAUCUGGGAUUGUUGGCGAUGUGGGCUUUGGUGGGCUUGGGAGAAGCGUCUGGGGUUUUGCCGGUGAGGGAGAGGGUGCAACUGGUGCCACUGCUAAUAUUGGUACCGGUACUGGUGCUGGUGCUGCAACUGGAGUUGGAAACACUUGGCAGUUUGAAAAUGGAGAAAAUACAAGUGGGUUUCCUGCUGCAGAUUGCUUUGCUUGGCCUGAUCUAGCAAUUUCCACUACUGGAAAUGGCCUCAAGUGAUAUCUCUUCUCUUAUAUUACUUAGAUUUUCUCCUCUUCUCUUUUCUUUUUCAAUGGUUUUUAGUUGGACUGUGUUUAGUUAAUUACCUUUGAAGGCUAAACUAGGACUGAAAUUAGAAGAAAAGGAACUAUAUGACUUUUUUCUCUUCUAAACUCUUUUUUCUCUUCUUCUUUCUGAUUGUAUGCCAUUGCCAUGUGGUUUGGCUUGAUUGUAUACCAUUUUUGUGCAGUGGACAUGGCAACUUCUUCUAAAAGUGUCUUCUUCUCAGUGCUUGAAUAGUUGAAUAUCAAACCAUCUUUGAUUUAUUGAUAUUUUCCUUAAACAUCA
This is a messenger RNA of Mangifera indica (mango), 1303 nucleotides long. RefSeq names its product dof zinc finger protein DOF3.4. The transcript has a single exon. Bases 236 to 976 code for a protein of 246 amino acids. The record is from RefSeq and is a predicted model, not a curated record. Gene Ontology annotation, biological process: regulation of DNA-templated transcription. Gene Ontology annotation, molecular function: DNA binding; DNA-binding transcription factor activity. Lineage: Eukaryota; Viridiplantae; Streptophyta; Magnoliopsida; Sapindales; Anacardiaceae.